GGGAGAUACAUACACAUUCAUGAAUCAUGAUUAGGUGAAUUUAUCUUUGACUAUAAAUAUUUUAAAAUAUGAGAAAGGAGAGAUCUUGAGUAGAGGAUGAGUAGAUCCCGAAAGCUUCUAGAACAUUCCUAAAUGCAAGUGCUAGAAAACCAAGCUGAUCCAUUGCCACAUAUAUAUAACUCCAUUACAUUUUCUUUUUGGUGAGAACUUUGUGCGAGGCAAUAUGUUAUUAGAUGCACAUCUAAAAUGGAGUACAGAAGUGCGGUGGCUAUCAGUAGGCAGCUAACAAGUUGAUGAAAACGAUCUUCAAAGAGAGUGAACCUCAUCCAGCCCUAACAUUAAUUAUUGUAUGGGCAUAUUAGUAACCUUCAUAUCAUGAAUGAAAAAUAUGUGACGUGGAUUUAUGAUCGACCCGCCAGUAUUGUAUCGUUUUUCAAUUCAUGCUAAAAAAAAUACAAAAUCACUAAGAUUAAAGGAGGAAAAGAUAAUCAACCUGGUGAUUGUGGACUCAUGGUGGGCGCUAGAGAGAAAAGGAAACUGAUGAGUGAUGAGGGUUUUUCGAAUAUAUUAUCAACUUCAGUUACAAUUCCCCUUAUAAUUUAACAUCUGUUACAAUUUGAAGUUUGUUGUUACAAUUCAACAUCAAUUACAUUCAUAAUUUUUUUUUAAUGAAUUAUGUUGUCUCAAUGUUAACUACCGAAAUCCUCCUUCAACACAUGGUUGAUCAAAGUACAUCUUCACAUAUCACAACAUUUUUUUACUUCCCUAACACUAUUUUAAAAAUUAUAUGUUCCUUGAAUCACCAACCAUGACUAUUAACCGUGUUUAUUUUAAUUUCAAGUACCAUUUUUUUAAAUGAUUUCAAGUACCAUUUUGUCUCUAUUGAAAAGAAACACUGUGAAAUAGUCUAGCGGUAAAAUUCUUAGUGGGCGCUUGUUCCAGAAAGUGGCAGAUUCCGUAUUCGAUCUCACCGAGGCUUACAAUGAUGUUCCGGGAGGUAUUUAAUGGAGAUUAUCAUGGAGGGCCCAAAAAGAUCAAACAGGUGAACCCCAGAUUUGAUCCUGCUCUGCCAUCGCUAGAGACGUAAAGCGUUGUGUGCAUAGCGAUGUUUGUAGAGGGGCAUGUUCGAGAACUUUGCGGGACAAAAUAAUUAUAAAAAUUAACAAAUAUCUGAAACUGUCCAGGCCCAAGUUGUGAAUAUUUUUGGUUUAAUUCAAAAGCCGAAACAAACAUGCAACGACAAAGCCCAAACCGACGGCUGACACCAGCUGGAUGCAAGUCGCGACUCACGAAAAAGAUGAAAACAGAAAUAGAAGUAGCGGUUUACAUACAGAACAGAGGUCCAUUUCCACAAGUCUCUGCUCCUUCCUUCCUUCCUCGUUUCUGCUAAUCUCCAAUGACUGUCCCUUUCUCUCUCCCCUCCAUAUAACAACGACAACACCAUUCCCCUCACUGCUUUGAAUCGCUCAUUGUCUCUCAGGAGCUUUGAUUUUUGAAGCUUCGCAACCUCAACAGAGUUUAAGCUCUUUUUUUCUUCUUUCUUUCUUUCCUCUCUUUUUCGAGGCAGAAAGAUGGGGUUUAUUCCGACGGAAGAGAGCCAGAGGCAGGAGAUCGAGGAGUUCAAGCGGAUGGUAGUCGCCUGCGCCGGACUCAGCCGGAGGAAAGACGAAGAGGAGCAGCUCGGAUUCCGCCUCCACUCCCCUGAAAUUGACGACGACGUAGGUGAGGAGAAGAUCGUCUGCGUCACCAGCGGCGUUUCCUUCUUAGGUCUCGCCGUCAUCAACCGCCUCCUCGUCCGCGGUUACUCCGUCCGAAUCCUCGUCGAUAACCAAGAGGAUGUGGAGAAGUUGAGGGAGAUGGAAGAAGCGGCGGCGGGGGAGGAGGGGAGGCGGCGAUUGGAAAGCAACAACAACGGCGUGGUGGAAGCAGUGGUGGCGAGUUUGUUUCAAGUGGAGACUUUGGCGGAGGCGUUCAACGGCUGCCGAGGCGUUUUCCACACUGCGGCUUUCGCGGAUCCAGCUGGACUCUCCGGUUACACGAAAUCGAUGGGCGAAAUUGAAGUGAAGGCUGCUGAGAAUGUGGUGGAGGCAUGCUCGAGGACCCCGUCGGUAAGAAGCUGCGUGCUCACUUCAUCGCUCCUGGCCUGCAUUUGGCGAGACAGUACCUUGCAGGAUUACCCCUGCGUCAUCAACCACGAGUCCUGGAGCGAAGAAACAUUUUGCAGAGAUAAACGGCUGUGGUAUGCUUUGGGCAAGUUGAGAGCAGAGAAGGCAGCAUGGAGAAUAGCAAAAGAGAAAGGUCUGAAAUUGGCCACCAUCUGCCCAGGUCUUAUUACAGGCCCUGAAUUCUUUGACAGGAACCCAACAUCAACCGUUGCCUACCUAAAAGGAGCUCAAGAGAUGUUUGCAGACGGGCUGCUGGCGACGGUGGACGUGAUGAAGCUGGCGGAGGCACAAGCCUGCGUGUUCGAAGGAAUGAAGAAGACAGCCGGCGGGAGAUAUAUUUGCUAUGACAACGUGAUCGAGAGCGAGGAGACGGCAGAGAAGCUAGCGGAAGAAGUUGGGAUGUCGGCGGAGAGGAUAUGCGGGAACAGAGGUGCUUACAUUCCGGCGCCAUUCCAGUUAUCUAACAGGAAGCUUUCUAACCUCAUGUCCAGAACUCUUCGCAGUUGCUACAAUCAACGCUGAAUCAUUAAAAGGAAAAUGAGUCGUUGGUAGGAAGGGUUUCUAGCUGGCUAAAAGGAUUAUUAUGGUUAUACGUACAAAAUUGUUCUAUGAUGAGAGCGCUAGUGAAGUGUUCCAAUUCGUAAGAGCAAAUGAGCAGCUUCCUUUCAUAUCAAUCUUCAGUAACCAAUCUAGACCACCACCCUGAUUCGGUGCAAGUCAGCGUGGGUAAACUGUGACUAACAGUUUAUUUCUCGCAUUCUGUUAAGAUGGCUAGUCACAGACUAACAGAAUGUGAGAAAUUUUGUAAUUUGAAAAUAUUAACCUUCAAAUAAUGCAUUUAACAUCAAUUUGUGUAUUAUACUAUGCACCAAUACAAGCAUUUUGAACAAUUAGGAGUAAUUUCGGUGACCUAAAACUGGAGCUUCAAAUACUUGGUCCAACAACAUCCUCAAAACCGAUGGUUUUACAACAUAUCGAGGCGUCAAUCCAAUACAGACGUGUUCGAUAUCAAAUGAGAGUAUUUAAAUAAUAGAAAGAACAUUAAAACAAAAGGAUACACCAUACCAGUUGAUUUUACCGCCAAGCAAUUUCACGAGCGAGAACCGAGAUAGCAGAGAUGAAUCAGAUCAUUGGUAAAAGACAUAGUUAGGUUGGUCUUCCUUGGUUUGGCCGAUCCAAACGAUUAACAUACUGUCCGAGUUAAUAACUCGGGUAAUGAAUGAAUCGCUCAAAGCAAGGUAAAACCACCCUUGCUAUAAUUUUUACUCCGAUUGUUUGUGUAGCUCCAUCACGACAGGGAACAGAGGGCAAAGCAAAACGAAAUACAAAUUCCAGAUCCAGAAUUGUCAAAAACAAAAUUUCAAACGCCAGUAGGAAUUCCGACUCGAUCGGAGAAAACUAGUUCAAAAAACAAGAGGAGAUAAGAUGGUGAAAGGCUCAGAGAGUUGCUAACUGUGCUCAAGGAAGAGCUCCCGUGAAGGAGCUCCUCUCAUACAAGAGGUGUCAGAAAUAAAGCACUCUUCAUCUUUGCCGGCCAAUUUGAAUCGGAAAACAAGAAGACAUUAAAAAUGAAAGAGAGAAAGAACAAAACCUAUGAGCAAACAGAGGGCGGCCCUCGAUUGAAGAUGCUCUGCUGCUAUUAGGAUUAUCCAUCUGCAGAUCUCGGCGGAAAGGAAAACCCUAAUAACAACAUUGCAACAAGCGGCGAAAUGAUGGAAGGGAUGAAUGAGCUGAUGCGGUGCGGUUAUUUGUAGGUUAUGUUACUGGGCUUCUGAGAGAUAGGGCAGCCCAGCCGUCGGCAGCGCCAGCGAUCCCGCUGUUUUGAGAGGCCGUUUACCAUUUGUUGGUCCAUUUGCAGGUGUCAUUGACGGGCCACCAUUUUUGGGCCAAACAAAUGGCCCAUGAUGUUAAUGCUGUGUGUCGGUGGCGUCCAUGGGCUGAACUAGAGGGUAAGCAACGGGUAAAUUGGGUGGAUUUUGACUAUAAAAUUAUUUCAACUCACUUAUGAACAUAUUGACAAUUUUCAAGCCGUCACUCAUCCACACUUAUCAUCGAGUUUGGCCGGGUGGAUGGCUGAUGAUUUGGUUAGUUUGUCGGGUUCAACCUCAACAGUAUGAUCAUUUUCCAAGAAUCUAGUCGGACCAUGCCAUCGAAUUCCCUAACUACCUAACUGAACCUCGCAAUGUCCUCCUCAUCAAUGGCACGAGCAAGACCCACUAGCAACAUACAUAACACUCACGAGUCCCAGCAAAAGUAGGAUCCAAAUCCUAAUAUCCCUCCAGUGCAUUGCUCACUACGAUAACAACCUCACCACCGCCAUCCCUACAAAGAUGAAAAAUCCCAGUGCUCAUAAGAUGACCUUUAGCUCAAUACCUGCAGAGCGAGUCAUCAUUCCUUGCAGAGCAGCAGACAAACUCUUUUAUAUCUCAAUCGCCUUCGUGUACUGUCCCAACUCCGCAACAAAGUGAGCUACUUUCA
Linum trigynum is the source of this 4643-nucleotide messenger RNA. The record is from the annotation of a GenBank genome assembly. NCBI's taxonomy places the organism in Eukaryota, Viridiplantae, Streptophyta, Magnoliopsida, Malpighiales, Linaceae.